AGAAUCGACUUCCUAAUCGCAAACUGCUGGCCUGUUGCGAGAAAUCUCUGAAGAUGUAAGAAGGUGGAAGUGUGAGGUAAGAAGCAGUGUUUUAUUUCAGUUUUCCUGUUUUAAUAACGACGACACACCAACAAGCUCAAGAACAUUAUAUUCCUAGUAAAGUAAGAUCUACAUGAGAAGAGGAAAUAUGUCCUGAUUGCUGAACAUGCUCUAUUCCAGUGCCUGACCACCCUCUGGAGUCAUUCUCGCUCAAGGUCGGCUACUGGAGCCCACCAGCCGCCGGAAUACUCUUUCCAACGCGAGCGGCCUAUUUCUACUUGCUGUCUCAGGCAUAAGACACGAGCACGCGAUUUGCUGUCCACUUUUCGCUCUAAGGAGGCGAUAGAAGCGUGGUCGAGCGAAAGUUGUGGUAAAGCGCAAGUACCAGGUAGAGGCCGCACGAGGUGGAAGACGCUUUUCUCCGCAGACAACUCGCGACAGUGGGUCUCGAGACUAGUGCUAGUCCUUCUAUGCGCGAAGGGAGUAGGAGUAUCCAACUUGCGGACUCGACGUAGCCAAGCGAAAUUACUUCGGAUGUUUGUAAACGACCUACACUAAACUAAACGCAUCUUCUUCUUUUCGGCCAUCAAGUCGUCCUCUUUGCUUCUGACUGACGAGUACGCUGGUGAAGCUACAUCAUCUUACAGGAGUAGAAGUGACGACAGAAGUAGAAGCACUUACAAAAAUAGAACAAGAAGAUGCUGGGCUCACCAGGAAAGAUUGCGAAGGCACGAUACCAGGAUGCUUUCGAUAGCGAUAUAUUCGCGGGCCCCGCGCCACAAUAUGAAAAGCAGAUGCCGCCAGGCUAUCGACGAGAUCAAAUGACGUCCGAACUCUUUGGCGAUGAAGUUUUCUGUACAGACAUACUGUCUGUGUACAACUUUGAUUUGCUUUUUUCUUGUAGAGGAUGGUCGUUCGUCUCGUGUUGCCUUGGCGGCUGGGGUACGGUACGCCAGUGGGGAUCCAGGUAUGGUUUCGAAACGUGGCUGCACGUUCGCGUCUUCUGCAGUUGGGAACCGUUCCCUUGUUUUUUUCCUUUGCAUGUUUACAACUGGGGCUGAGGCUUUCGCGUGUGUGGUGCGUGAGUUAGUUCUACAGCAGCGCGAGGGAACUGGUGGGGCGCCUUCUUUGCGAACAGCGUGUUGGAGGUGGUGCGGCGCAACGCUGCGGAGGAUGUUGCGCGGCUUGCUUUUUUUAUUGCUUUGCCGCUCUUGUUUGUACGUUGCCCGAUCGCUGCAAGCCGCGCGAAGAGAGUUAAAUGAGCCGCCCCAGCUUUCGACCAUUCGCAGCACGGGGCCCACUGGGGUGGGCUUUAGAUUUUCAGGACGGUCGUCCGCAGAGGUCAGAGUUGGGCCUGGCCUCAGCUUUCCAGGGUUGUCACUGUAUUUUUGCUUGUAGUUUCUCUCUUUUCUUUUCAUUCUGAGCGGGGUUCCCAAUCAUAUUCAACGUUAUUCCUUCGCACGGACUCCUCCCAACGCAAUCCACAGACAAAGACCUCCGAAAGCAGGAGGGCACUUUCGAGCCAAAGGUCGAUCCGUUUUCACCAAGAAGAAAAAAACUCCAUUUUCUGCAGGGAGGCUCAGUUCCUGCAACAAACAGUAUUGUUUUGAUUCUUUUUCUUGUGGUCUAAAUAACAAAAACAAGCUGGUAUUUCGCCUCCGGCGUAUGGCCUUUAUUGAUAUUGAUUAUACAGAUGCACUUACUAGAAGGAGUAUCGCAACAUACAAUAGAUACACUUACUUAGCAUUAACUAAGCAAUACUAUUAAUAGAUGAAGUUGUACACCACGGCUAGACCAGCAUCCUGAUUUUCCUCCAUCUUCCACAGACCAGGACCUUGGGUCUUUGCCAACAUCGGGGCAUAACCGAGCUACAGUAGCGUUCGUUGACGGAACGAGCUACGUGGAUAAAGAAAGCCAUCCGGUCGUAAGACGGCAUCAAGAACUAGAGAGCCACAUCUUUGUUAUGAGAAUGAGCUGGCAUUAACAUCUAAGCUGCUUACAUGUUUCGUCAGGCGUGCAUUUUUUAGUUCUAGCUGACCAGUCUUACAUCUCCUGGGUAGGACUAGAGUCAUUCUUGAGUAGGUUUUCCGUAAGCAGUGGCAAGGAAAUCACUAGUUCUUGAGAUCCACCAACUUUCUGAAGCAUGUUCUAUCAUUCUGUCAAGAAGGACAUAGAACGCGACUGGGUACACUACUCCUCCUACUACUGCUCCUACUACACCUACUACUACUCCUACUACUCCUACUACUCCUACUACUCCCACUACUACGCCCACUACUACGCCCACUACUACUCCCACUACUACUCCAGCUACUACUCCCACUACUACGCCCACUACUAUAAAAGCACGGCUUUGCAACUUCUAAAUUGUAAACCACUGCGAGCGUGAAUCCGGAGGACACCAUGCGACAAUGGGACUCUAGCAGAAUCACACCACACUCCUUCUCAUGGUUCAAUUCGGAGCCAGCAAAUAAGCAGACGGAAAGAAAGAGCGUGUACAACUUGUUAUAUAGAUUUUCCAGCGAAGUCGAAGCAUCCUAUCCUCUCCUAUCGUGUCCUAUCCUCUCCUCUCGUGUCCUAUCCUCUCCUAUCGUGUCCUAUCCGAUCCUAUUACUUGACUGAUCAUUCCCUCUAGUGGAGCCGGGACGACAGAUUGUUCAGCAUGUAAACAUAAUAUUGCACUCUAAUGAUCAACUUUAUCUUCAUCAACACCCAUCUUGUUAUUCUAUCAUUCUCAGCGUUCUCUUCCAUGCAUUUUCAGGGCCUCACCAGUUUCGGGCAGCGAGGCAGAGAAGAAGCAUUAUGAGCGAGCAUACGCGGAGAAGAGUAGUCACUUAUUCGAUCAUCAUGCGCCUGAGCCACCGACAGAGGAUCAGAGGAGGCAAACAUUUUCAGACAAUAUGCAUGCGCAUGCGGAUGAAGUAUCGAAGAGAAAGGCGAACCAGUAAUGUUGAUAUCCUCCUUUAAGAUCUCGGUCCUUCUCCUUACCUACUUACUUAGGUAAUCAUCACGAUGACUGACUUGUAGGAAAUGCAAUGCGAUUUGUUUGGGUAUUCGUGGAUGAAUCUAGAACGCGAAUCUCUCACUCACUCAUCUCUCUCAAAGGUAUUAUUCUGACCUCUUCGGGAGACAGACGCCUAUGGAUUCGCACUUAUCUGGAUACUUUCCAAAGCCCGUUAGUAGUCCAGAAUCGAGAAUCGCAGUCCAUGGUGCUUGGACUGACGCUAGAACCAAUACCCUGCGUCGAGACGGGGACCCUGACCGACCCCUUACGGCUAAGGUAUUUCCAUGUUGUUUUUCUUUGGCUAAUUUUGCGUGUAUGAUGCUACCAACCUUGAUGUUGAAGAAGGAUUUAGUAGCUAGAAGUAAAAGAUUUGAUAUCUGGCCUCUGGUUUUCAGUUCAUCACAUGAGAGAGUGGAAAGUAUUUGCAAACAUCUGUCCCACGCCUGAAAUUCUGUCUACUCCGCUGAGAAAAGAAGAUUGUUGAAAAACGCCGAAAAAAUACAUUCUGUGAAAGAGCGUUAUAUCCUCUGUUACUUCAUCCUGAGAAAUGAGAUUGUUAGCUCAGUGUGACUCAACAAUGAUAAAAGUUGUUUAACGCGCAACUAAACCUGAUUCGACAUUUGCGCUUCAUGGUCUUCACAGGUCCACAUCAUCUGUAAAGUAGACUGGCAUGAUAACCCUCUUGUCCUCUUUCCCGAUAGAAAUUUUGUGUACUUGUGGUGCACAUAUCAGGACCAAAAGUUUCGGGAAUUUUAUACAACGGAAGUGCCAGAGGGCGAGAAGAAAGCCUAUGCACCUCAAGUCCUGUCGGAGCCACUAUCAACGGAUACGUCAGGCAAAGUUCGAAGGUGCAAAGCCUACUUCUAGUUAGCUUGUUCUUGUUUUUCAUCAAUUUGAAUCUCUUUUUUGGUGAUUAUUUCUGAGGCUGUUGUGUAGAAGCAAGUUUUUGUUCGAUUGUUGUUGUGGCAGAGAACGAAGCACAAGGACCAGGACUCGGAGAAAACGAGAAGCACGUGCACAACAACUUCAAGACGAAGUCCAGAUAGAAGAUGACGCGCACCAUCCGAGAAGCUGACAUUUUCGGUAGGGCUGUGCCGGUGAAUUUCAUCGGGCAGUCGCCUCAUGGCCGUAAUCCUCCGUCGCAUCAGCAUGUGAAUAUCCGUGGCCGGCCACAUUUCGGUGGAUUGAAGGACCACGAAGCACGCGCGCCGGACGGAGCGAAGGCCGCAGAAGUAAUCCUGACGCCACAGGAGGAGCAGCAACGGUUUUCGCAUAAGAGUCGAGUAGUCGGCGAUUACGGCGUGAAGCUUGCGGGCAAUGCGCCGGAAACCUUGACGGUUUUUUCAGCAGAUGAUCGAGGAGGAGCGCCGGAUCAAUUUCCAUUCUACAGCGCGUCGUUGGAUAAUUAUCGUGGCAGCAGUCCAUCGGCAUCAGCAAGUCCUGGACAAAGACAAAGAAAUGUAAACGAUGACCAAGAACAAGUCGCACUACUAGCUCAACAAGAAGAAGAUGAUGGUUUUUUGCAUUUUUCAGACCGGACCAGUGGAGUGCAGCAGUUUCCUACGAGCACUCGGGAGAGCAGACCCGUGGAGUACGAUAGCGUAGGCGCAGCUUUUGGUAGCCCCAAGGACCAGGGAUCAUCGUCUCCCUCACGUGGCUCCCCUGGUGGCGGUCGAUCCGUGAUAGAAGAUGUGAACCUAGGAAGACGGCGCAGCUUGACACUGGAUGAGCACCACGGAGCUAGGCGGGAUCUAAAACACACGACGGUGGCAACGGAGUAACCACAACUAUUCUUCUAGUUCCUACUUCUUCUUUUUCAGCGAGAAACGAUAUCAUCAAAAUGAGAAUCAUCAUAGUUGUGUGGUCAUCAACAUCAGCAGCAUCAUCUUCAUCUUCUCAACAACAACCUAGAGAAUAUGAAAGAACUCUUCCGGAUCAAUCCCACGACAUCAACGAACGUUGCCGCUGUAGCUGGACACCAAGACAUCUACGACGGCAACGAGAAGAAGACGCCACAAUAUCGAUAUCCCCUAACUUAGCUCAUCUUCAGAUUCAUUACAGACUGUCUUUGAAAGUUGAGCUAAUUUUGUUUUCUCCAUGAAGUCUGCAGGCUUUCUUUGUAGUUUGCGCACGGGCAUGGUCUUAAUUGAUUAAAACUACAAUGUUUUUUAUUCUUCAACGACAAAAAACUUUCAGGGCCGGCGAUCAUGAUUUGGUAGCGCAAGUGCACCAAAAUCAUCUGAAGAGCUCACUCUUGCGGGAUACUUUUUAUGAGAGGGCUGAACAGCAACGAGCCUGGGAAGUCGCAGAGGUGAAUAUUAGCCGAGUCGCACCUUUCGAGGAUGAAAAAUCCGUGAAAGAGUACAUUAUCUUUAAUAUCCUUUACAAUGUUAUGCUUUCGGCUUUGCCUAAUUGACUCAUGAUAAAUCAUGUCAUACACUGUGUGUCAGUUUGAAGAAAAUUUCUCCGCUAGGUACUCCAGGACGAGGAUCUCGAAUUUGUCAUCAACUGAUCUCUUCUAUGCGCAUAGAUAAGAAACCAUCCCGCAUGAUCUCGUUCAGGAAAUGCAAGGGCUUCGGUUGCCACGUGGUAAAAGUAUGCCUCGAUGUCGACCCUAUCAGCAAUAGGUGUAAAGGCAGGGCGAAGCUAGUCCUGAGAUACAAUCCCGAUGAAAACGACUUAAACGGCCUUGUCUCGAAAAUCCAACAAGUCGGAUGGGUGGUGUCAUUCUUAAAUGAUGAGGAGCGAUAAGUUGGUAGAGGUCUACGCUAACUAUAGGUAUUUACUGUUACCGCGAUGAAGUCAUGAAGAUGGAAUAUUGUUAAUUUUUCAGGAAGAUUAUUUGACAUAGCGAUUUCGGGAAUUAGAUGAUGAAGUCAGUUGCUACAGACAAAAAGGGGACUGCAGGAGUUAUCUUCGCAUUCAAGGAUACAGCUGCUGUAAACGGCUUCCGGAAUGGCAUGUAUGACACGACGCUGAAUCUGCUCCUGGUGAUCUACCGAUACAAAGUAGGUCAUUAUAUAGCGAAGUACAUGUACUGUUUGUCUUUUUUGGAUUCGUGAGCAGUAUCACGGCGCAUUUAAAGAAUCCCAUGGUAGUAACUUAGACGCUACUAACUCGCUCAAGAAGGUGGAAGAACAACCUUACAUGAUCGCACCACAGAGUCCCCAUUAAUUAGACGAUUACCCGCAGAUAAUCUGCACUUUUUUAUUAAACUACUCACUGUAGAACCAACAAGAAUCCGAAUGAACUGAUUUUCUCGCGCACGGAUUGAUCACAACGCACUAG
This is a messenger RNA of Amoebophrya sp. A25, 6331 nucleotides long. NCBI's taxonomy places the organism in Eukaryota, Dinophyceae, Syndiniales, Amoebophryaceae. The record is from the annotation of a GenBank genome assembly.